Messenger RNA from Myxocyprinus asiaticus (Chinese sucker), 3846 nucleotides. Its product is annotated as zinc finger protein PLAGL2-like. Gene Ontology annotation, molecular function: DNA-binding transcription factor activity, RNA polymerase II-specific; RNA polymerase II cis-regulatory region sequence-specific DNA binding. Bases 337 to 2106 code for a protein of 589 amino acids. The record is from RefSeq and is a predicted model, not a curated record. The transcript has 4 exons. Gene Ontology annotation, biological process: regulation of transcription by RNA polymerase II. NCBI's taxonomy places the organism in Eukaryota, Metazoa, Chordata, Actinopteri, Cypriniformes, Catostomidae. Gene Ontology annotation, cellular component: nucleus.
UAACUCUGCUGCUGCAGCCGGAGGAGCGCGAGACACUCAGGCCCCGAAAAAAGAAAAAUUAGAGAAAAAAUUGGGAAAAAAUAGUAAACCAACAGAUCAAGAGGAGACAGACCGGGGACGGUGGUGUGGGGGCUCCCACGGUUGAAGAUGAUGAUGAGAGCUAUUGCCACAUAAUCGGCCCCAGUCAUGGCAGGUGGGACUGGAUGAGAGCGUGAAGAUAGCAGACGAUUUAAAAGCGUAUACGCUACCUUACACGCCACCGCAAUAUUGAACCAGAGCCUGGAAGGCAGGGCAGCCACGGCCGAGUUUCAAUGGCAACGGCACCCUAGGGCUGCCAUGGCAGCCACCGCCGAUGCCCCUCACCACAUUGCCAAUCUGACGCUGGAGGACGAGGAACGAAGAGCCGCCACCAAAGUGUUUGGAGGUCCCGCUGCAGGGAGGACGGAAAGAGAGAUCGAGAACGAGAGAGAGAGGGAGAGGGAAGGGAGAGGCAGUGGGAACGAGUGUUUGGUGUGCGGUUCCCUCUUCAGUUCGCAGGAUAAGCUCCGGCUUCACGCUUUCUGUCACGCAGGAGAGAAACCUUUCCAUUGUUCCCAGCCCCAUUGCCCCAAGGCUUUCAGCUCCAAAUAUAAGCUCUUUAGACAUAUGGCCACACACUCCCCACAGAAGACUCACCAGUGCACAUUUUGUGAGAAGAUGUUUCACCGCAAAGAUCACCUGAAAAACCACCUGCAGACUCACGACCCCAACAAAGAGGCCUUUAAGUGUGAGGAGUGUGGCAAACACUAUAACACAAAGUUGGGCUACAAGCGCCACAUGGCCAUGCACUCGGCCACAGCCGGUGAUUUGACCUGUAAGGUGUGUUUGCAAAGCUAUGAGAGCACGCCUUUACUCCUGGAGCACCUCAAGAGCCACUCAGGCAAGUCGUCUGGUGGUGUCAAGGAAAAGAAACACCCCUGUGACCACUGUGAUCGACGCUUCUACACUCGAAAGGAUGUUCGCCGACACAUGGUGGUCCACACAGGCCGCAAAGACUUCCUGUGCCAGUACUGUGCCCAGCGUUUUGGGCGAAAGGACCAUCUGACGCGGCACGUCAAGAAGAGCCACUCACAGGAGCUGCUGAAAAUCAAGACGGAACCUCCGGAUAUGUUGGGCUUACUUGGGUCUGGUUCUCCAACUUGUGCUGUGAAAGAAGAAAUAAGCCCUAUGAUGUGUAGCAUUGGACCUACCAAGGACUCUAUGAUGGCAAAGCCUUUCCCCAGUGCCACCCCUUUCCCCAUGGGAAUGUACAACCCUCAUCAUCUCCAGGCCAUGGCUAAUCCGGGUGUGGGCCACCAUCACUCGCUAGUUUCUGGGACUUUGUCCUCUGCCAUGGGGAUGGGCUGCCAUAUGGAACCUCCCUCAUCACUGCACCACCAUCACCCACACCAUCAUCACCAUCACCAUCCUCACCAUCACCACCACUCCCCACCUCCGCCCCCUCACCAGCAGCCUUCCUUACAGAACCAGCAACAGCAGCACCUGCAAGUACCGCCCAAGUACCAGCUCGGACCUACCUCAUACCUGCUGGAGAAGCCCAUGAAGGUGGAGAUGGAGAGUUUCCUGAUGGAUUUACAGAGCGGGCUCCCAGUUCCUCCGCCACCCUCGGUCGACCCCCACUCAGCAGCUUCGCCCAAUAAGGAGGGUUUGGAACCUCCACCGGGAUUGUCAGAUGACCUUUGCGGGGACCUCCUCAUGUCCAAGAGCCCUGCUGUCAUUGCGGAGUCGUUGUGUGCUGCUAACAUGGACUUCUCUCAUCUGCUAGGCUUUCUUCCACUCAAUCUGCAACCCUACAGCGCCCCCAUGAGUUCAGGAGGACUGGUGAUGGGUUACUCCACCUCCUCAGCGGUCUCUUCUUCUUCCUUAUCAUCGUCAGCAUCCGUGCAUGCUGCUGAACCACACAAUGCCACAGCUGCGGUGCCUCUUACCUCUUUGCAACCUCAACCUCAGGAGCAGCCAGGUUCUGAUGGGGGCCUCAGUCUUGGGCCUCUGCACCCACUCCCACCAGUGUUCAGCUCUAGCCUCAGUACGACCACUCUGCCUCGAUUUCACCAGGCCUUUCAAUGAGGUCCCAACCCGGCCUCCACAAGGGCUCAGGGCAGAGGAGCUUUAGAGCUCCCCCUAGGGGUGGGGAGAUAGAACACUUGAAUACAUAGAAGCCUUAACAAAAGCACACAAGAGCUUUUUAAUGAGCCUGGAGGAAAACAAGCAUAGGAAAUAUCAUGGAGCUUUUAUUUAGGCUGUCCGAAUUUUAGCUGUGAUUUUUUUAAUACCCUUUUGAACCUCUCCCGCCAUCCCCUCUCCUACGAUUUUGUAGUUAGAAAGCAGCAUCAGUAGGCCUUAAGUCAUGGUACUGCAUACUUUAUAAAGUAAUAAUACUAGUAGAAAAAAGAUUAAUGUAGAAAAGAUAAUCUGCCUUUGAGACUCUGAAAGACUAGUUUGAAGUGAUAUAAGAAUAUUUUUUUUUUCAUUUUCAAAUGUGAGACCUGACUUGUUAUAUUGUCUCUAUUCUACUAAGUGAAAAGUCAGGUAAUAGUUGUUUGCCCUUAAACUAAAACCGUCUUCAUGGCCAGGAGGGAAAGAAUUAGUGAAGGAAUAAAGGAGUACAAUUGGUUUAAAAUGGCAAAAAAGCUAUUAUUUACUGAAUAUUUCAACAACCCCAAAAGCCGUUUCAAACAUAUUAUACAGCAUACCUCAUUAGAUGAAAAUUUUAUCUAAAAAAAUAAGUGUUCUUUCAGCUCUUAUAUAUUUUUAUUUGUAUUAGUACAAAUUCACUCGUCAGAAAGAACUAAGCUUAUACACAAGCGAAACAGAGGGACUAAAAAUAGAGAGGCGAUGAGGGCAAAAACUGCACAAUUUGAUCAUUUGGUACAAUGUGACCACUGACAGAACUAAAGCAAAAAAUAUAUAUACGUUUAAAUCUUACAGGUUUACAAUUUUUCUCAAAAGAAGCACUUUGUUUACAGCCGAAGGCACUUGACCUCUUUGGGUUACCAUGGUGACCCACUAAAAUCCCCUCCCUUUCCCCACUCUACCUUCACGCUUUUUGGAAAAAAGACUGCCAUUAGACACACACACAAAGUUCAAAUAACCUUCAAGUACCUUUGAAUACUCCACACUAAUCUGAGUCUUUCAAGGUGGUUUCCCUCCUUCCAGCACUAAUUUUAAAGGAAUAGUUCACCCAAAUUGAAAAUCAUUUAUUUACUCUGAUUUUGUUCCAAACAUCAUACUAGAUGUUUGGCAGAAUGUGCUAGCUUCUGUUUUCCAUGCGACAAAAGUGGUGGGUGAUUUUACUUCCAAGUUCCAUAAAGGACAAAAAUACCACCAUAAAGGUAUCAUAAAGGUAGACCGUAUGACUUCAAAGUUUUCUUUAGCCAUAGAUGGGUUUGUAUGACAAACAUGUCCGUCAGUGCUCACAAAUCUCAUAUGCAGUCGUGUCAUGUGACCAAACCUGAUGUGACGUGUUUUAUAUCAAGACUACAAUUUACGUUUGAUAGAUUUACAGUGAAUAUCGACUUAAAUUUUGCUCUGUUCCUCACACAAAGCUAUUGUAUGGUUUCAGAAGACUCAUAAUAUAGCAUACAAGUCCUAUGGACUACUUUUAUAAUACUUUUAAAAGGAUAGUUCACCCAAAAAUGAAAAUUCUCCCAUCAUUUACUCACUCACCCUCAUGCCAUCCCACAUGUAUAUGUCUUUCUUUCUUCUGCAGAACAAAAACAAAGAUUUUUUAAAUAAUAUCUCAGCUCUGAAGGUCCUUAAAAUGCAAGUGAAUGAUGGCCAGAAAUGUAAAGCUCCAAAAAUCACAUA